UACAUUUCACCUCUCUGAUUAACAGACUUAGUGUUUGGCUGCUCUCCAGGAUAUCCUCGCUGCUGUUUAACUUAUCUUGCAUUCUUAAUUCACUUUAGAUUGUAGCAUCCGUCCACUGUACUCUAGAGUAAUCCAAGCAGAGAUUUCCAUCAAAUACUGCUCAGCAGGAAAUAACCAUUAAACAAAACGGCCUUAUCACCCUCUUGCAGGUAGUCUCUUUAAUUAACUGCGCCUCCACUCCUCAGCACCUCAAACUCGGGGGGCGUUAAGACCCAGCAGAUACAAUAGUGAACAUCUGUCGCCUCGGUCUCCACAGUAUGAAUUGCGCCUAGGCUCCAGUCUGAAGACACACAGGCAGCGGCAGGCAGGCCGGCACAGCGCGGACGGACUGGAGUGGUAUUCGGGAUGCGAACAGAUGCCGCUGGACUAUGAGAGAAAGUGGAGUCAACCGCACUGAACCGCAGCGAUAAGACAGCGCGCUGCAAAAUGAAGACACCUAUGCGCCAUGGGAUAGCCGUGCUCCUCGUGCUUCUCCUGUGCGCCAGCUUGUUCCUCGUGUACAACGGCAGCUUCAACGGCGCUUCCAGGGACGCUAACGACACGCGUAUCCGACAGCAUGAACAGCUGCGGCGGCCCACUGAAGCCUCCGUCAGGGUGGCCAAGCCUCACCCCCCAGUCCUCCAGGGAUACAGUGGCAUCAUCGACCAUAAGCCUCCCAGGAUGCACUGCCAGACUUGCGCCCUAGUGACCAGCUCAGGUCACCUCAGCGGAGGCAGUCGGGGGGAAGAGAUCGACCGGGCCGAGUGCGUCAUCCGCAUGAACGACGCUCCCACUGCCAGAGGUUACGCCCGCGACGUCGGCCGCCGCACCUCCCUGCGUGUCAUCGCUCACUCAAGCAUGCAGAGGGUCCUGCGGAGUCGCCACGAGCUGCUCAACGCCAGCCAGGACACAGUGUUCAUCUUCUGGGGCCCCAGCAGCUACAUGAGGCGUGACGGGAAGGGCCUGGUGUACAACAACCUGAGGCUGAUGAACCAGGUGCUGCCCAAACUCAAAGUGUACAUCAUCUCCUGGCAGAAGAUGCUGCAGUUUGACGAGCUCUUCAAGAAGGAGACCGGCAAGGACAGAAGGAUAUCGAACUCUUGGCUGAGCACCGGCUGGUUCACCAUGACCAUCGCCCUGGAGCUGUGCGAUCGGAUCAAUGUCUACGGCAUGGUUGCCCCUGACUUCUGCAGGGAGCCUCAGCACCACUCAGUCCCUUACCACUACUACGAGCCACGUGGUCCAGAUGAGUGUGCCAUGUACAUUUCUCAUGAGCGUGGGCGGCGGGGAAGCCACCACCGCUUCAUCACAGAGAAGCGGGUCUUCGCUAAAUGGGCACGGACUUUUGACAUCCACUUCUACCAGCCGGACUGGAGCCCUCCGCCUCUCCCAGCCAACCAGACGCUGGAGGGGACGGUCACAGCGGCACCCCUGGUACCCCAGAAGACGUGACCUGUGUUGGGGUGAAGAAAAUGCUUUAGAGAUUCAUCUAAGAAAGAGUGAGGAUGGGGGACAUUUGCACUAAGGACUGCUGGACUCCUAACAGAAGAAUAAAACGUGUAGUAGGCAAGAAAAAUAGUUACCUAUAAACUGUGAGUCGUGUUGAUCCUGCUGGGCAUUUGUUAUGAGCAUUUCUCCAGCUUCACCACUGCUUCUCCAGCAGUGUGUUCUGUUUACCGAGGUGAACCAGAUCAAACUUUGUACAUCCCUUGUACAACUUGUAAAGUGAGUUUAUACAAGGAGGCAACAUCAUUACACACUCCACUCGCAAUGCAUGCAUGCUGUGUCUUACUGUGGAUUCUUUGUGUGUGUGUGUGUGUGUGUGUGUGUGUGUGUUUUUACCUGAGGGAUCACAGAGGAUACAAACAUUGAGUUUGGGCUCUCUGCAAAGCCUCUGCUGGAUGAAGGAUCUAUGCAGGAUUCACCACUUACAGUUCACUGAAAGAAAACUACCAUUACAAUGCCCGUAAUCUAACAGUGUAUUGGCUAUUUGAAGUGUGAAUCAUCACUGUUUUUUCAUAUUGAUUCAUAUUCGUCUUGAGGUCAAGUUGGAUGAGCUUCUUAAGACCCCUGUCUCGUGCAACAAAGGCCUCAAACACCUUUUAAAAGCAGAUAUGAAUCACUUCCCUGACUUUCAUUUUUACUGUCUUUCAGAUAUGUGCAUUGUAAGCUCACACAAGUCAAACUUUGCAAUGCAGCACUUCCUGGCUGAGUGACAAGUGUGUAACAUUAACCGAGAGGUUUUAUCUAAUGCGUGUGCGCCCGUAUGUAUGUAUCAAAAGGCUUUGUUGGCUCCUGUCACCACUUAAUAGCGCGAUUUAUAUAGCUACAAGCUGGAUUUCCAUGUAAAUGCACAGCCAUGUCACACAAGACAAGUGGGAGAUUAAAAUCGAAAGCAGGGAUGCAGCAGCGCCAUCCAUCCUACUAUACAGUAUAUAUCUGCUGCCCGAAUCGCCUCGUAGAAGAAUUACACUGUUUUUCUGUUAAACUGAUGAGUAUGUGAUCUGUCAGUCUUUUCCUCUCUCGGUCUGGAUUGUGUUUUAUGUACACUCUCCUCUCAUUUAAUGGAGUAUAUAUGCUGCUUGUAGACUGUCCCUUCCUCUCUUUGAGAUCCUCUAUUUUCCCCUCUUCCCUCCUCUAUGAAUAAGAAUGAGGUGUUGGUCUGGAGAAAGUGAUGAGACAUGUGGUUAUCUUAAUGAUACAUCCUGGUGCUAAGUCCCUAUUGAUUUUACCCUCAUCUCUGUAAUGUGAGUAAUGAGAGGAGGGAUGAUGUUGGUCAGAUACAUAGGUGCUCACACAAGGACGUGUUUCACAACACGUUUCCUCGGCGACGAAGACGUGAUUACUUUUCAUACAUCACAAACAGCUGCAGGGGUGCUGCUGCUGUACUGAGAGUCCUGCUGCCGACUUUGUGCUGUAGCAAAGACUAAUAUAUGAGUUGUUUUCGAGAGACUUAUCAGUGAAUGGCUGUGCACAACGGUCUGUAUUAGUAAAGUGAUAAGCACUUGAAUAUUUUUUGUUUUUUGCCUAAUUAACCUCACAGUAUGUCGUUUGGGGCUGUGACUAUUUUCAUUUUAGAUUGUUUGGUCUAUAAAAAGUCAGAUAAUAGCGAAAUAUGUACAUCACAAGUUCUCAGAGCCCAAGGUGACAUUUUUAGAUUGCUUGUUUUAUAUAUAACAGUCCAAAACCUAAAGUUAUUCAGUUGCCAUUAUAUAGAACAGAAAAGCAGCAAUUUCUCACAUUUGACAAGGUAAAACCAGUGAAAUAUGUGAAUUGUCCACUUCAUGAAGAAGCCAUACCUAGAGAUUGGCAUGGGGUACUUUCCAUAAGAUCAUCUCUCAAUGCAAAUCAAACCAGCUAUUAGGCUA
Sander lucioperca (pikeperch) is the source of this 3407-nucleotide messenger RNA. RefSeq names its product ST6 (alpha-N-acetyl-neuraminyl-2,3-beta-galactosyl-1,3)-N-acetylgalactosaminide alpha-2,6-sialyltransferase 5a (gene st6galnac5a). Gene Ontology annotation, molecular function: alpha-N-acetylgalactosaminide alpha-2,6-sialyltransferase activity. Bases 487 to 1491 code for a protein of 334 amino acids. Gene Ontology annotation, biological process: oligosaccharide metabolic process; ganglioside biosynthetic process. The transcript is spliced from 5 exons. The record is from RefSeq and is a predicted model, not a curated record. Lineage: Eukaryota; Metazoa; Chordata; Actinopteri; Perciformes; Percidae.